Messenger RNA from Molossus molossus (Pallas's mastiff bat), 1293 nucleotides. RefSeq names its product glycerol-3-phosphate dehydrogenase 1 (gene GPD1). Gene Ontology annotation, biological process: carbohydrate metabolic process; glycerol-3-phosphate catabolic process. The transcript has 8 exons. Lineage: Eukaryota; Metazoa; Chordata; Mammalia; Chiroptera; Molossidae. The coding region runs from base 60 to 1109 and encodes 349 amino acids. The record is from RefSeq and is a predicted model, not a curated record. Gene Ontology annotation, molecular function: protein homodimerization activity; NAD binding; glycerol-3-phosphate dehydrogenase [NAD(P)+] activity. Gene Ontology annotation, cellular component: cytosol; glycerol-3-phosphate dehydrogenase (FAD) complex.
UAGAGGAGAGAGGAGCUGGGGAGAGUGGAACCAGCUGGCUCAGGCAGCAAAGCGGCACCAUGGCCGGCAAGAAAGUCUGCAUUUUAGGUUCCGGCAACUGGGGCUCAGCCAUCGCCAAGAUUGUGGGUAGCAAUGCAGCCCAGCUGGCAGACUUUGACCCACGGGUGACCAUGUGGGUGUUUGAGGAAGACAUCGGGGGCAGAAAGCUGACAGAGAUCAUCAACACACAGCAUGAAAAUGUCAAAUACCUGCCAGGGCACAAGCUUCCCACCAACGUGGUGGCUGUCCCAGAUGUGGUCCAGGCUGUGGUGGAUGCUGACAUCCUGAUCUUCGUGGUGCCCCAUCAGUUCAUUGGCAAGAUCUGUGAUCAGCUCAAGGGCCACCUGAAGGCAAAUGCCAUCGGGAUAUCUCUUAUUAAGGGUAUAGACGAGGGCCCCAACGGGCUGAAGCUCAUUUCUGAAGUGAUUCGGGAGCACCUUGGCAUUCCCAUGAGCGUGCUGAUGGGGGCCAACAUUGCCAAUGAGGUGGCUGAUGAGAAGUUUUGUGAGACAACCAUUGGCUGCAAGGACCUGGCCCAGGGACAGCUUCUGAAAAGGCUGAUGCAGACACCCAAUUUCCGCAUCACAGUGGUACAAGAGGUGGACACAGUAGAGAUCUGUGGGGCCUUAAAGAAUGUAGUGGCCGUGGGGGCUGGCUUCUGUGAUGGGCUGGGCUUUGGCGACAACACCAAGGCGGCGGUGAUUCGACUGGGGCUCAUGGAGAUGAUCACCUUCUCCAAGCUCUUCUGCAAGGGCCCUGUGUCCUCUGCCACCUUCUUGGAGAGCUGUGGUGUUGCUGACCUCAUCACUACCUGCUAUGGAGGACGGAACCGAAAGGUGGCCGAGGCCUUUGUCCACUCAGGAAAGUCCAUUGAGCAGCUGGAGAAAGAGAUGCUGAAUGGGCAGAAGCUGCAGGGGCCCCAGACAGCCCGGGAGCUACACAGCAUCCUCCAACAAAAGGGCAUGGUGGAUAAGUUCCCUCUGUUCACAGCUGUGUACAGAGUAUGCUACGAGAACCAGCCAGUGGGUGAAUUCAUCCACUGCCUGCAGAAUCAUCCAGAACAUAUGUGAGCAGGGCUGUGGCCCAGGCCAGGCAGCUUCUUUACCCCAGUGAAGAUAAGCAGAAGCUUGUGUACCUGGCCACCAGGAUCUCUGGGACUCCCCAAAGAGCAGCCUCUUCUCAGCUUUUCACCGAGGACAGGAGGCUCUGGGGCCCGGUGACCUGUCUGGAGACCCUGAACCACCAAGCCUCUUG